CACAGACCACGGGAGCAGCGACACGGCGCGGCAGCAAACUUCUACCUAUACCUAUAUCCCGCGGGGACGGCGAAAUCUUGAACGUGCAUAUUAUUGAAUAACAUAUAGGUACAUACGAAAUCAAUAUACUUUUUUUGGCGCCAUCUGCAGCAGGGGCAUACGCUUAUGUAUAUUUUUGUCUUUAUUCAGUUCUCAUUCGAUUGAAUCAUUAAUAUUCGGGACGAUUCUAAAAACGAAUUAAUAAAAAAAAAAUCGAUGUAAUAUUAUAAUAAUAUACGUUGGCCUAAUAAGAAUGCCGCCGGGUAUUUGAAGUUUCAACCACCCGAUGACCACGACCAACGUUGCGGCCAGCAGGGGCACCCUCGCGAUACCGGCGUCCUUGGUUAUACCCUCCUUGGCAACUAACUACAGUAUGCGACCUAAACAAAUCGUCGAUAAUAUUGUCGUAUGGCAUUUCACGAAUCGUGUUCGUUACGUUCAAACGUGCGUUAAUAUUUUUUUGCGACCGGUUAGCGGAUAUAAUAAUAUUAUAAUUAUGUCGGAAAAAGAUAUCGCCAGGCAAGUAUUGCGUGGCUACAUAGACCGGGAAAUCGACUUGGAAAACCAACUAAAAGAGAUAUUGAACAGGCGCAAGACGGUGGUGGUAGAAGAAGGAGACUUUUUUAAAAUCCGCCGAGAACAGAUGGAGAAACAGAAGAAAAUCGCAAAAAAAAGGAACGAAACGUUUUUAAAAGAUCUCGAACACGCAACUGCGAAAUUGAGAGCAUCUCUCGCUUGCGACGACCUCACCGACAAAAAGUUAGACAACGAACGCAAAAAAAUUUACAGAUUAUGUCAGACAGACACGGCGAGAACAAUCUGUUUAAUACCUUCCAGGAAACUGUUUUUGACGUGUAGGCUGUGAUAUUUUAUCUACAAAUCAAUUUUUUUGUAGUAUGAAUUUAAUAUAUAAUAUAAUAUAAUAUGAUUCUUAAACAAACUCAAUGUAUAUAAACCUAUACUAUAUAACAUGUACUAUGUACAUUGUACAUAUCUAUUAUUAUAUUUAUUACUGUGCUAUUAUGAUAAGAGAUCUGUUUAGGAAAUGAAAGGAUACCUACAAAUCGCGUGAUGCGAGUAGGUACGGGAUAUGAAGAAAAAAUUGUAAUCGAUUAGAAGUAUAAAAGUUUCUUUUAUUAUUGUUAUUGAUUUAUAAUGUUUCGUAGUUUUGUUUCUGUAUAGGAACAUAUUAUAUUUAUAAAAUAUAGGUUACCUACUUGAAAGCUGAAGUUUUGCGUUAACUUUGUAAUGUUCAUAUAAUUUAACCUAAUUUUGUAGAUUUAUUAAAUUGUGAUUUAUUUAUUAUAAAUACAUACCUACAAUAAAGAUGUCGGUCAAGUUGCUCCAAUGCGAAUAAAUCCUUAAUUUUGUGAAAUGUUUUUCUCUUCAUUAUACUCACAUAUUAUUAAUACUUAAUUGUAGCAAAUUAUGAAAUAAAAAUUUCCAAUUUGAAUUUAAAAAUGUUAUAGGUACAUUUUUAACUAUAAUUUUUUUUUGCAAAUUUUUGUGAUUUUGAUGACAUUCGUCAAAAUUGAUUUUAAACUCUCAUAAAAAAUUUUUAUCGAUUUACGAUAAAUUUUGUUUUCAUUUCCGCUAUUAGCAAUUCUUGUGGAACCUAUUUUACUAAAUGUUUAAGGUUUUUGACUGAGUUAAAAAUUUAACAUCCACAGUUAUUGAAAAUAAAAUUUUAAUAUAUGUUUAUAAAUACCUAUUAAGUUAAAAAUCAAAGAAUUUUUUCUAAUAUAAAUCGUGGUAAACUCUUCCGGUUGUAUGGUAGGUACUCCCGAUUUUCAAAACUAUUAAACUCCCCGGGUCAACGUUAUGUUUACGGUUUACGGUACCUGUAGGAAAUAUGAAAACUCUCUCGAGUAGUUUUUGGAUUAUAUAUUCGAAAAAAUUAUAGACUAUAAACAGACCGAAAAUUGGACGCACCGCCUAAUAUUUUUAUAUGUUCAUAUUAGUUAUGUCCAAGUCCACCCUAUAGUUGUGCGUCACGUAAGAUUUGGUGAGCGGCACGCACGCUAUCCGUUGGCCUAGGAUCGCAUGCGCCGCAAAUUUUUAAACAAUGUAAUUUUGCUCAAGUGUGGACCCAGCUUUAUUAUACUCGUAUAUUAAAAAAUUAAAUCUGUCAAGAAGUUCCAUCACUGGAUGGAUUCUUCUCUCAAGCCUACAAACUCCCACAGCGCUUGUACUCAUUGUAAAAAAAUUAAUUUACAGAUUGUAUAACAAAUUAAUGUAACAAAAAAAAAUAAAUAAAUAAACAUUAUUAUAAAAAUGUAAUUAUGAUGUUAAUUUAAUUUGAAAUUAAUUUAAAAUAUUAUUUUAUUAUUUACUAUAAUUAUAGUAAAUAAUUUACUUUUAUUUUAAUGAAAUUCAUAUGCGUGGAUAAUAGAUAUUAUAUUAAAUUAAAAAAAUUUUUAUGUUCAUGUUAUUAUAAACAUUAAGUUAUAAUGUAUAAACCAAUAGUUAUUAGUUAUUACGAACUCGGGAGACUUUACAUGUGCCAGUCAGGUAGGUACCGGAGUAGACCCGGGAGAGUAUUAUACGGGUCGUUAAAAUUAAGAUAUUAUACAUUUGCCAAAAUCGGCCAAAUCGUGAACAAAUUCACACAAUUCAGCCGACAGCUAUAUCAGAAGGAUGACGUAUUCCCGAGGCCUUUUUUUUCACUGGGGUUAUAAAUAGUGAAUUGUUCGACCUUUUUGCACCGGCGCAUCGCCGGACUACAGAAAAUAUACUAAACCCAAUAUAAGUGUUAGACCUUGUUAUUGCUAGUAGUUUACUCGACAUAAUAAUGUGUUCUGUCGUAAAGGUCACGUUUUACUAAAUGUCACACUGCGAGUUUCAAUUAUUCAGCGUAAAAUAUUGUUUGGACUUCAGAUGAAUUGAAAAAACCGAAAAUAGUCAUUAAGGGAGUUCGAUCCCAUAUUCCCAUCGCUGUUUACUACCAAAAUAUCUUAUGCCAACUACUGUACCGUCAUCUAUUCUAGCCAUCGGACAACACUUGUUAAUGAUAAUAUAGGCAGUGGCGUAUUUACGGAGGGGUUUUCGGGUCUCGACCCUCCCCCUCCCCACCAGAAUGGAAUAAUAUAAUUAUUAAUUCAUAACUUUCAUAACUCGUAUAUGCAGGGUUAGAGACUUCUUGAUUUUGUACGUUUUUUUGUAGUGGUCGUAGAUUAUUCUAGGUAGGUUAUACAUUUGUUUCACGAAAUGGCGAAAUUAAAUAUACAAAGUUUGAAUUUGCAUUUUUUUGCAUAUUUUAGAAGAAGUGCAUAUUUGUGCAAUUUUUUAAAUUUUGUGUUACGUAAAAUUGUGGAGGAUAAUCAUAUCUGGAUAACAUUCAAGGAUAUUUUUUAAAAUAAAUUAUGUUUGAGUAGGUAGCGUGUAGGCGCAAAUGGCGUUUGAGAUUUGGGGAGGCUGAAGCCUGAAGUCCUUAUAAUAUUGAAUAAGGACAAGGAGGAGGCUUGGUCCCCUAAUCUCCCCCCCAUAUUUGCGCGUAUGGUAGGUAGGUACGUGAGA
Molecule: messenger RNA, 3555 nt
Organism: Metopolophium dirhodum (rose-grain aphid)
Lineage: Eukaryota; Metazoa; Arthropoda; Insecta; Hemiptera; Aphididae
Exons: 5
Coding region: 326-904 (192 amino acids)
Source: RefSeq, a predicted model, not a curated record